CAGCCCCGCCCCACCUGUGCGGGCGGCCACGCGGCUGCCACCUCCCGCGCGCGGACAUGGCCCUCGACCCCACAGAAUUCCUGAUCAUUUGGAGGAUACUUACCCCUUUGGAUUUCAGGGUUCUCUAGGAAUUUGAGGAGCAGGUGGGAGUUUGGAGCAGGUGCUUCGGCUGCUGUGUUAGUCUAACUGAGAGCAGCAUCUCAGACAUGUCGAAAAAGAUGUUUUGAUCCCCAAAAUAAUGAGAGAAAAGGCCCGAGAGAGAUGUUCUGAACAAGUUCAAGGAGGAGCUUCAAGAUGGCGGAAGAGUAAGACGUGGAGAUCACCUUCCUCCCCACAGUUACAUCAGAAAUACAUCUACACGUGGAACACCUCCUACAGAACACCUGCUGAACGCUGGCAGAAGACCUCAGACCUCCCAAAAGAUUUCACUAAAUGUUGCAAGGACUCUGGAAUCCUUAUGGUAGUAAAAUGCCGCAAAGAAAAUUCUGCAUUGAAAGAAUGUCUAACUGCUUACUAUAAUGAUCCAGCCUUUUAUGAAGAAUGCAAAAUGGAAUACCUGAAGGAAAGGGAAGAAUUCAGAAAAACUGGAAUUCCUACCAAGGAAAGGCUGCAGAAGCUUCCCACAAGCAUGUAGGCAAAUAUUCAAAUGAUACUCAGUAACGCCAAUGUUCAUGGAAAUCACAGUCACCUGAAAUGAUGGACUCAAAGAAGUGUCUGCUUUAUCCUUAAUUAUGGAAAUAAUUUUAUCUGAAAUAAAGGUUUUUCUUAAACUUCAAA
Lagenorhynchus albirostris (white-beaked dolphin) is the source of this 777-nucleotide messenger RNA. RefSeq names its product C-X9-C motif containing 1 (gene CMC1). The transcript has 6 exons. The record is from RefSeq and is a predicted model, not a curated record. NCBI's taxonomy places the organism in Eukaryota, Metazoa, Chordata, Mammalia, Artiodactyla, Delphinidae. Gene Ontology annotation, cellular component: mitochondrion. The coding region runs from base 239 to 634 and encodes 131 amino acids.